AUGGAGGAGGAUGGGUACUCCAAAAUAGUCAGCCACCCAAAUCUUCCUUGCUUUUCUAACCUUGGAAGUGUUGGUAACAAGAAAAGUUCUUCUGUUUUGUCACGCGUCUUUCAGAGCGAACAUGGUCCACAAGUUGAGACUACACUAGCAUUUAGCAGAGGACACACUGAAAGUAGUGGACUUAAUACUCCAACUCCACUUUCACAAUUCACACGUCACUUUGAGAGAAACGCUUCUGAACCACUCGAUAUGUGUGAGAUGAAUGAAGUUAAUUCACAAUGGGAAAGUGGAGAUAAAGAGGUCACGGAUCAGGAAAUUGAACCUUUCCUCAAACGAAAAUGA
Sphenostylis stenocarpa is the source of this 342-nucleotide messenger RNA. Lineage: Eukaryota; Viridiplantae; Streptophyta; Magnoliopsida; Fabales; Fabaceae. The record is from the annotation of a GenBank genome assembly.